This is a messenger RNA of Cladophialophora immunda, 498 nucleotides long. RefSeq lists its product as uncharacterized. The record is from RefSeq and is a predicted model, not a curated record. The transcript has 3 exons. NCBI's taxonomy places the organism in Eukaryota, Fungi, Ascomycota, Eurotiomycetes, Chaetothyriales, Herpotrichiellaceae. Bases 1 to 498 code for a protein of 165 amino acids.
AUGGCCCAAGGCCAAAUCAAAAAGGGACCCAAACCUUCCUCCACGAAACUCUCGAAUUCUGGAGGCAUCACCAAGAAGGGCUCGCGGACCAUAACACCCAAGAAGGCAAAGCUGUUGAAGCAAGCCAAGUUGAACAAGAAGUACACCGCGGGGCUUACGGCAAAGACAGAAGCCAUGCUGGGUGCGCGCGCAGGACACUUGGAGAUGUUGGGGCAGGCGAAGAAGAAGGACGGCGCGGCUGCAGCCAACAGCAAGGCAAAGGAGGCCAUGUGCCCGAUCACUCUUGCUACCACUCUGGUCGAGGCGAAGACGAUCCCAUUCUGCCUCCGGGCGCAGCACCCGCAACGACUGCCUGCGAAAGAAGGGGUACAAUUAUACACCCGGAUAUUAGUGGUCAUGACCGGUCGAGGAUUCGGCCAAACAAAGCCACCAAUGAUUAUGCUUGAUACGUUCCGACUCAAACCCUCGAAAACCUCGAACGCCGAUCCUGGUAUAUGA